Messenger RNA from Acaulospora morrowiae, 1252 nucleotides. The record is from the annotation of a GenBank genome assembly. Lineage: Eukaryota; Fungi; Glomeromycota; Glomeromycetes; Diversisporales; Acaulosporaceae.
AACUUGGGAGUCGACGUGAAGAACUUAUUACCAGCGCAGCUAAGAAGCUUCAAAUAAAUCAGAUGAUCGAUUUUCACCAGGGUCAUUAUUUCGUAUCCAGAGAUAUUGGACGUAUUGCUUCGAAUUACUAUAUAAAGUACUCGAGUAUAGAAACUUUCAAUAAGCUUCUGAAAGAAAGAAUGAAUGAGGCCGAUAUAUUCUCGAUGAUCAGCGAAAGUAGUGAAUUUGCUGAUCUAAAGUCUAGAGAAGAGGAGAGCAAAGAACUUUCCGAGUUGAAAAAUGAUUAUUGUUACUGUCAAAUAAAGCAAACAUCCGACACAACACCGGGAAAAGUUAACAUCCUGUUGCAAUCUUACCUUUCGAAAGCCAAGAUCGAAGACUCUGCAUUGAUAUCGGAUUCGGCUUAUGUUGCGCAGAAUACAGCUAGAAUUAUUCGGGGUUUAUUUGAAAUUGCUCUUUACCGUAACUGGAAUCAUGUGACUUCAUUAUUAUUGGAGAUAUCCAAGAGCAUUGACAAGCAAAUGUGGACGUUUCGAACACCUCUGAUACAAUUUGGUUUGCCUGAUGAAAUUAUAACGAAAAUCGAAUCACACUCAAAUCUCACCAUAGAAAAGAUGAGAGACAUGAAACCUCCUGAAUUAGGACAAUUGGUCCAUAACAACCGUUAUGGUUCAACCAUAGCUAGAAUUGUGGAUCUCUUCCCGUCGCUCAAGCUGGAUGCUUGUGUUUACCCAAUUACGCGAACCAUUUUGCGUGUAUCUCUUGACAUAACACCAGACUUUAGUUGGAGUGAUCGUGUUCAUGGCACAGCGGAACCUUGGUGGAUAUUUGUUGAUGAUUCCGAAAGCGAAGAAUUAUAUCAUUCGGAAUAUUUCUUACUGAGCAAAAAGCAACACAGUGAAACACAAAAGCUUGGCUUUGUCAUCGCCGUUCAAGAACCAUUACCCUCACAGAUUUAUAUAAAUGCUGUCUCUGACAGGUGGAUUGGCGCGAAAUACUCGUUUCCAGUAUCUACGAAUAACAUAGUCCUGCCCGAAUAUUACCAACAGCACACAGAAUUAUUACCGCUACCGCCGAUUCCAGUGACGGAUCUCAAAAAUAAGAUUCUUGAAGAAAUAUGCGCCAAACGAUUUUCGCAUUUCAAUCCAGUACAGACCCAAGUUUUUAAUACUUUGUACAAUUCGUCAAACAAUGUUUUGGUUGGUGCACCCACAGGUUCUGGUAAAACUGUUAUUGCUGAACUUGCCAUGUG